Drosophila ananassae is the source of this 900-nucleotide messenger RNA. RefSeq lists its product as uncharacterized. The record is from RefSeq and is a predicted model, not a curated record. Lineage: Eukaryota; Metazoa; Arthropoda; Insecta; Diptera; Drosophilidae. The coding region runs from base 1 to 900 and encodes 299 amino acids. The transcript is spliced from 2 exons.
AUGGACGGACUAAAGAACGGUGCUGAAAUGGAUCGGCAGCACCCACCGCCGAUACAAGCAAGAUGGGUGCCUACAGCUGACAACGCAGCGGAUGAUGCGACGCGGUCGCAGAGCAAGGCGGACCUUAGCCCGGAAUCCCGGUGGCUAAGCGGUCCCGCAUUUUUGAGGCAGCCAGCAAGCGGCUGGCCAUCGCCUGAGGAGGGAACCGAGGAUGUUCUGGAUGCACCUGAUGAGGAGAUGCCCAGUGAGUUCGCAUUGGUGGCAUCGAAUGAAUUUGUUAUCCCGUUUCAGAGAUUCUCGAGUUUCAGUCGCCUGGUGAGGACCACAGCCUGGGUCCUGAGGUUUGCGCAGCGGUGCCGCAAACAGAAAAGCGAGUUCGAGGAAUAUGGACUUACUGCAACGGAGUGUGAGACCGUGGAGAACCUGGUAGUCAGGCAGGCCCAACUGGAAUCGUUUCCCGACGAGAUGAGGUCGGCGGAACGCGGAAAGGACGUCGCCAGCUCGAGCGAGAUUCGAGGUCUGGCGCCCUACGUGGGCGAAAAUGGACUUCUGCGAGUCUAUGGCAGAGUUGAUGCCGCGCUGUUCAUGCCGUACAGUGCGAGGAUUCCUGUAAUACUGUCACACAAGCACAGUCUUACGGAGAUGGUAGUAAGACACUUCCACGACCAGAUGAAACAUCAAAACGUGGAUGCGACGAUUGCUCAGAUCCGGACGAGAUUCUGGGUCACGAAGAUGAGACGAUUACUGAAGAAGGUCAUCUCGUCGUGCAACGAGUGGAAGUUGCAACGGACGCGGCUGAUUGAACGCUGCUCCCACGGGGUUUUUCUAACUUUCCCGCCGCCCCGGGUUGCCACCCCGGCCGAACUAUCGCCUACGUUACAAAUCUCAACAGGUGGGUAA